AUGGAGCAUAAAUCAAGCGAUAAUUCCAUACAAGGUCCUGGUUUACAACGUCGUCGUGGUGCUAUAAAGCAUGCUCGAGUACAUGAAAUUCGUGGACAUCAAUUUGUUGCAACAUUUUUUCGACAACCAACAUUUUGUUCUCUUUGUUCCGAUUUUAUGUGGGGCCUUAAUAAACAAGGAUAUCAAUGUCAAUUGUGUAGUGCAGCUGUUCAUAAGAAAUGUCAUGAAAAAAUGAUUAGCCAUUGUCCUGGUUCAGCUGAAAGGACGAAAGAUACAAUUUAUUUAAAAGAACGUUUUAAAAUCGAUAUACCACAUCGUUUUAAAAUGUACAAUUUUAAAAGUCCAACAUUUUGUGAUCAUUGUGGCUCAUUACUUUAUGGUCUUUUUAAGCAAGGAUUAAAAUGUGAAGUGUGUGGCGUUGUAUGCCAUCAUAAAUGUCAACGAUAUAUGCCAAAUUUGUGCGGUGUUAAUCAAAAGCAACUUUCUCAAGCAUUAUUUGAAAUUAAACGUGGAUCACAUGGUCAAACAAGGUAA
Messenger RNA from Cercopithifilaria johnstoni, 534 nucleotides. NCBI's taxonomy places the organism in Eukaryota, Metazoa, Nematoda, Chromadorea, Rhabditida, Onchocercidae. The record is from the annotation of a GenBank genome assembly.